GGCUGGACUACACUUCAGCAGUGUGGAUCUGGACGUUGGUAGUUGGCUAUGUGUUGGCUGUUUCAUUCAAGUGGAAUGCAAGCACUGAGCGCUACUUGAGAGCAGUUUCAAUUCCUGUCUGGAUUAUAUUGCUUUUUCAUUUAGCAUCUCUGGCUGGCUCAUGGAGAAUUCCAGUAUUCCUGGUUAUUGUUUUCCUGAUGUCUGUGGGCACCCUCUAUGAAAAACAGAAUGGAAAAGAAUCUUCUGGGGCAGAGUUACCAGGGCAAGUUAUCUCCAUGGCUGCUUCUACUCUGGCAACCUUGGCCAUCUCUAUCACAGGGUAUGAAUCGAGCACUGAAGACCAGCCCUCUACUCAGCCUGCAGAAACCAUGGACAGAGGCGAACCCCCUCCAACAUUGUCCUCAUCUUCGCCCUCUUCCCCUUCGCCCACGCUGCGCAGGCAAAGGCCUGAGAUCGGAGCGUUCCCCAGAAAGAAGAAAACUAGCGACUUCUACUUCGUGACCCUCGUCUGGGCCAUCAUUGCCGUCCAGCUCUGGUUGAACCUGUGGAUCGUGCAGCUGCUGCCAGUGCCCAUUGCAGUCUGGAUACUCAAAAAGCUUGUCAUUCACUUUGGAGUCGUGGACUUCCUGGAGAAGCGCUGCGCCGUGUGGUGGCGGGUCGUGGAGCGCUUCCUGAAGGACCGGCAGGAAGCGCUAGCGCCAUGGCCAAUUGUCGGACUUGGGAAAUUCUUGUUAAAAGUUGAUAGCAAGCUCUGGCACUGGCUAAAUAAGAAGAUUAUCAUCUGGUUGGAGAAGAUGUUAGACAAAAUAAUUAGCAUUUUCAUCAUAUUUUUGUUAGUAAUAGGAACCCUUCUUUUAGCCCUACUCCUGACUGCAAAGGUACAUCAAGAAAGUGUGCACAUGAUUGAAGUCACAAGUAGUUUGAUUAAUGAAACUCUAGCAAAUCACCCUGAGUGGGCAAAUUGGCUUCCUGAGGCUCAGGUAGUCCAAAGAGCCCUCAAUUCUGCAGCUAACAAUGUGUAUCAGUAUGGACGAGAAUGGAUAACCCACAAGCUUCAUAAAAUUCUUGGAGAUAAGGUGAACAAUACUGCUGUGAUUGAAAAGCAGGUACUAGAACUUUGGGACAGACUGUAUCAUUCUUGGUUUGUAAAGAACGUAACGCACUCUGGGAGGCACAAAGGACACAAGAUGCAUAUAAACCGUCAGAACAGCUGGCUGGGAGACAUUCUGGACUGGCAGGAUAUCGCGUCCUUCGUCCACGAGAACAUCGAGACAUUUCUUUCUAUAUUAUCUUUUGGCUUUCCAAUAUGGAAGAUGAAGAUCUUGGAGUCUCUGUGGAUUGUUAUGAGCCGAAACGUGAGCCUGCUUUUCACCACUGUCACCACGCUCCUGACCAUCCUCUUCUACAGCGGCACGGCCCUUCUCAAUUUCGUGCUCUCUCUGAUCAUUUUCCUGACCACACUGUUUUAUCUGUUAAGUUCCAGUGAUGAGUACUACAAGCCCGUGAAGUGGGUGAUAAGCCUGACACCACUGUCUCAGCCAGGCCCUUCUUCUAAUAUUAUUGGCCAGUCUGUGGAAGAAGCUAUCAGAGGAGUGUUUGAUGCUUCCCUCAAAAUGGCUGGCUUCUAUGGAUUGUACACCUGGCUGACUCAUACUAUAUUUGGCAUCAAUAUUGUCUUCAUACCAUCAGCUUUAGCAGCAAUCCUUGGAGCAGUGCCAUUUCUGGGGACAUACUGGGCAGCAAUACCUGCAGUUCUAGACCUGUGGCUUACACAAGGCUUAGGAUGCAAAGCUGUCUUACUGCUGGUUUUUCAUCUCUUGCCAACAUACUUUGUAGAUACUGCCAUCUAUUCUGAUAUUUCAGGAGGUGGCCAUCCUUACUUGACAGGCCUGGCCGUGGCUGGCGGAGCAUACUACCUGGGCCUGGAAGGAGCAAUCAUCGGGCCCAUACUUCUCUGCAUACUUGUGGUCGCUUCCAACAUCUAUAGUGCCAUGCUAGUGAGUCCCACGAACUCAGUUCCCAUGGCAAACCAGACUCCGUGGCCUGCUCAGAGUCAGCGGACUUUCCGUGACAUUUCUGAAGAUCUGAAAUCUUCAGUAGACUGACAUGGCUUCUGCUUCAGUGAUUUCUCUAGGAAGUUCAACCUUGACUGUGAGUUCAGCUCAGCAGUGUCUCCUGUCCUUUCGGCUGUGCCUAGCACGCAGAGCUGGGGGAAGAAGCAGAGUCUCCUGGCCUUCCUACAGAAUGCGUGGACAAGAGCGACCUUGCUGUGAGCUGCUUUGCAUUUUAAAGCACAGCUUUAGAGCUCCGAGAUGUGGUUUGCUCACCUAACUGUUGCUCAGAUGGCUUAGUUAAGAGUUUCAGUGUAUACACUGGUACCAUGGCUUGAAAUUUACCCCCUUUGCUUAUCUGUAUUAUUAUAAUAUGUAUUUAUAAAGUCAUUUUUUAAGAGCCCUAAACUACCUACUGUUAAAAGGACAUACAUGUAAUUUUUCUCCUGUUUUAAGAAAUCUGUUCAUAAACUUUUCUACAACAGUCACUUUUCAAUGAAAAGGGCUUUCACUUUUGAGUACGUAGUUGCUUGAGCAGGAAAAAUGUGUCUUCUACCCUUUUCCCACAAUGUGUGGUCCUCUCUAAGGAAGAACCAAUCUUCCGUGUAAGGGCAGGUGGCUCACUUCAAGUUCAGUUAGUUGUGUGUUGCAACCAAAGGAGAGACAGACUGAUUGAAGAUCUCUCUCCCCUUUCUUCUGCUCCAUCCCCCCAUUACACUGUUGCCAAAUUUCUAAAACUUGGCAGACCAAUGGCAUUGAAGUGAAAUACAUGUCAGCUGCUAUUAGUGGUAACAAUAUGAUAGAAUUCAUGUUGGGGUUUUUUUCUUUCCAAAUGUUUCAAGUGAAAAAUCUCAGGUGCACCAGUACUCUGAUUUGUUAAAUGUAUCCCUGCUUCACCAUUUGGAAUUCUGCCACUUGGUUACUUACAGACCAGAAUUUUGUAUUUAUGUAGUAUUUUCCCAUCACUUAGCGCAGUGCCUUGCACGUGAGACUGAGAUGAAUGCCUGUUGAAUUACAUUGUAACUUCUUAAAUUUAUCGGAUAUCACAAUAACCAGCAUAAUGCUUUACAUUUUACAAAGUCUCUUUGCCUGUAAUUAUUUCACAACAACUUCACAUAACCUUUCAUACAGCAUUAUGUUGUUUUAUAACAGUUUCACACAUGAUGAAGCUAAGGUUUAGAAAACUGACCAACUGAAAGUCAUAAAGUUCAGUAAGAUUUGACCUCAAUCUUCUGACUCCGUAAGUCUGCAAACUCUGCUUAUGCUGUAGUGUUUCUUCUACUACCUUACAGUUUUCCGUGCUGUGAGAUAGAAUAGGUGUCCUUGGACUUGUCCUCUGUUCAUGAGGGCUGGGACUAGAACCCAGCUCCUAGCUCUGUGCCCUUGCCACCAGAUAAAACAAUCCUCAGGCUCUGUCUCUGCCCCCAGGGGAAUGUGGAGGAGAAAGGUUUCUUAAGAAUCAGAGAUCACCGGUUUGGAAAACACUUAAAAGUAGAAAUUAUUUUAUCUCAAACACUUUUUCACUAAAAAGCACAGUUAGUAUAACUAGCUUAAAUUUAUUUUGAUAUUAAGAAAAACUCCAUUUAGAAGAGAGGCUACCAUGAAGUCUUUGUUUAUACAGUAGACUCUGCACAUCUCGAAUUUUUCUUAUGAACCCUUCAACAAUUAUAAUUUGAUAUAACACCGAUGUUACAUUUGGCCACUAAUUACUUUCUCUAGUUAGUUGUUUAAUCAUUUAUUCAGUAAAACAUUUGCUAAGAGUUUGCCAAGCUCUAGGCCCAAGCCAGGCACUGUACAGGGUGCUGUAGGGGAUAACUCAUAAGCAGGCCUUCUCUUUCGGUAAAUCUUAGCCAGAUCAUGUGUAUUGCUAAGACAAAAAAUUUGCAUUAAAGGGGUUAAAAAAGAAUUCGGGUUUGUAUUUGUUAAUUGUAUACUGGUAAGUUUAUAGCUGUAAUUUGCACGCAUUCACAAGAGGUAGAUGUUGUACACAAUGAGUUGGGUGCCUAUACAGAUUAUGUUCUUUCAAAGUGCUGGUCAUAAUUAUUCAUAGGGAUACCAGGUUGUUAGAGGGGGGACUCUGAGCUCUAAGAGACGAGGUUAGAGCUGCCAGAAUGAGCAGUUAUGUAAUAACACCUUGGGACAGCAGGAACAGAGGUGCCCUAGUGCUACCCAGGCCUGAUCAGGAAUGGAAGUGCCCCAGCACUCCAGCCGCUGCAUAAGGACAGGGAAGGCUGGCCGGCUAGGGGAGGUCUUCCUGGAGCCCUCACAAACAUGCCCCCCUCAGGUAUGGUGAGGGUGUGCAGAAUCUCCACAGAGCAUAGAGAUCAGGUGGUAUGAAAAGGUAGGAGUCUCAAGCUCAAGUUUUAAAGAUGACCAGCCCUCUGAUUCUCAGGUCGGAUCUGACCCAGAAAGAGGGAGAAAAUGCAUCGAUGAAGUAGAAGUAGCUUCAAUAAAAACUGAGUUCAGAAAUCCUAUCACAAUGUCUUGCCUUUUACAGCUCGAUUAAAGAUUAGUUUUAAGUUCGAAUUCACUAUUCGGUUAUAAACUAAAUGGAGGAGAUAAAAACUCCCCACACAAACAUGCUCCUCCCUUCCUCAGAGAACAGGCCUGUGGUAUUCAGCAUAAACUCCAUAUAUCAGUCCUGCUUCAGUUCCAAAAUUCUUACCAUACUCUCUGUUCCUGGAAGUGACCUCUGUCAGACUGCUUUAGAUACCAGUCUUAUUUAUUUUUUUCCAUUUGCAAGGAAUCCUAACACGCUCUUCCAUAAGAGGUGGUGAGCUGGCAGAGUGUUCCCUUGACCUCUGAGACUGGUGUAGAGCGACCCUGGGCAGUGGGAGGAUAUCCAAGAACUGUUAUGGAGAUGCUGUAUUUAAACAAACUCAGUAGCUCUUGGAAAUGGCAGCUGUUUAUUCCAGUUAAAAAGGGCUGCUCCAGGGCUUACAGAUAAAAUCCUCUGGCUGACCUUGGUCUUAGCAGGAACCCAUCAGUGACCCUUCAGGACUUCCUAGUACCACUAGUUCUCACUUUCAUUGUAUUUAGCGUUUCAGGAAGUGUCCCUGCUGGGCAAGAAAUACUCAGAAAUUCAGGCCAUGGGGGUUACAUUAGAGAAAAGUAAUUUUAGGUGAGCUAUCUGUGGCUUUCCACCCCAGGUUUAUAGGAAAAACCCCUUCGGAACUUCCCAUACUCUGGUCCUGACCUGAGGGUCUUACAAGAAUUUUACAGUAGGCACUUCACAGUGGAAAUAGCCUCUGAGAAUAAACUUACACAUGCUAGUUCCGGCUAAAAAUAAGUACUUUUGUUUUUAUUGUUGCCUUUACAUAGUUUCCAAUCAAAAUAUAUUCAUUUUAUUAAUUUACUGAGGACCUGCAAAAAAAUGUGCAUACUAUCUGAAACACUGAGCAGUUAUUUUUUGAUAGACCUGAUUUACAGUUCUUUUAUUUUUAAACUGUCUGUCUAUUGGCAUCACAGACAUUCUGUGCUAGAAUGGGCCUUAUAUAAUUACGUGGUUCUGUCAUUUUCUAGAGAAGGGAACAUAUCCACAGGUCCAAGCGGCUUUUCUAACACACACAGCCAGUUAGGAACAAUUCAGAGUAGAGUACACUUCUCUUUCUCUCCCAGUCCAUUGUUCUACUUCUCUUUCCCUUUUCCUCAUAGUCGAGUAGCUCUUGGAAAAACAUGUUUCUUGUAGCAGUUGUUCAAAUGGAUGUUAUGAGAUGGUAUCAGAGAAUAAAGUGUGCAUGGGGGAGGGGACGCCAAGGUCAAUUAAAAUUGAGAAAUGCUGGGUUUGUUUUCUUCCUAUAGGACUUUUCAGAGUUUUUGACGUGCUAUUCUAUAUUGUGAAUUUAUGAGAGGGGACAAAGACUGUGUUCACUUAGACUUAUUUGACCUUAAACUGCAGCCCCAUCCUUCUUUUUCUCAGAGCAUCUCAAAGUACUACUGGUCCUUUGGGAAACAUAGCUCUACAGUAAGUUUACAGCUUUUGUAUAAGACAUCCUUAGUGGAAUUUCUGAAAGGUAAAUCUAUUACCAUGGUACCCUGUAGUCGUAACAAAUCUCAAAGUUUACUGAGAAUACUAGAAAGAAAACAUAUUUGCCCUUCGGAGCUAUAUGUAAAGUAUAAGGAGUCUUACCACCUAUGGUGCAUAAAAUCAGUAUUUGUGUUUAGUUUUGCAAGUUUUUCAAGGAUCAAUUAAUGUGCAGAUACAGUGGUGAUAUAUUGUUAUUACAUUUUAAUAAUGCUUUUGUGUGGCACUUUAUUGUUUUCAGGUUGCUUUCAUAACAACCCUGUGAGAAAGGCAGGUGUUAAGUAUUAUCAGAUGAGGCACUGGAGGCUCAGAAAGGUUUUUGUGGCCCCCCCCCCCCGAUAUUAUAACACAAAGUAAUGGAGCCAGAAUUCAGUUUCAGAAUUUCUGACUCCAAGUCCAGAGUUAUUCACACCUGGUUUCUUGUUUUCCUUCUAGCUUUAUAUUUUACAGUGAAAGGUGUGGAAGCAAUUCUUAAAGUAACAUCAUUUUGGCUUAUUAUCAAACACUGUUUCUUCUUUAUUGCAGUGACUCAGAAUUUAAGGAGUAUUACAGCUAUCCCAAAGAAAACCCUCCUUUUGUCCCUUGCACUGCCAAUUUGUUUAGGUGACUGGAGUGUAUAACAGGCACCAUUUGAUUUCGAAACCAAGAUUGGAUAUGUAAUUGUGAUUGCUUAUGUAAUUUUGGAAACUGUACCAUCUCUGCAUUCUCAGGCAAAGUGGAGAUGAGAUGGUGUGAAAGUAAAAAAGAGAAUAUUCAAAUACAAUACACCUUUGUUCCCUCACAAAUGCUGUUUCUUAGCUUUAACUUGCUUUGACAACCUACUGAUGUAAGUACUUUGUAAAUGUAAAAUAUUUAUAUUUUGAAAUAAAAUAACUGGUGUUGAAUGAA
This is a messenger RNA of Myotis brandtii (Brandt's bat), 6963 nucleotides long. It is a transcript of the gene TMEM245, whose product is annotated as transmembrane protein 245. Lineage: Eukaryota; Metazoa; Chordata; Mammalia; Chiroptera; Vespertilionidae. The coding region runs from base 198 to 2105 and encodes 635 amino acids. The transcript has 19 exons. The record is from RefSeq and is a predicted model, not a curated record.